This is a messenger RNA of Aedes albopictus (Asian tiger mosquito), 3025 nucleotides long. RefSeq lists its product as uncharacterized. Bases 193 to 2586 code for a protein of 797 amino acids. The record is from RefSeq and is a predicted model, not a curated record. Gene Ontology annotation, biological process: DNA integration. NCBI's taxonomy places the organism in Eukaryota, Metazoa, Arthropoda, Insecta, Diptera, Culicidae. Gene Ontology annotation, molecular function: nucleic acid binding. The transcript has 2 exons.
GAUCGUCUGGGAGAGGCCAGUUCAUCAACCAUCAAGUCGCUGAACCUCGAUAAAGAUGCGGUCUACGAACGCGUUCUGGGAGUAGUGUGGAUUCCAUCUGCCGACCACUUCACCUUUGAUCGGACAGGACUUGAAGAAGUUCUGGGAAGCAAUCCGGCGGCGCCUACCAAAAGGCAAGUACUCCGAACAGUAAUGAAGCUGUAUGACCCCUUGGGCUUUGUCGCGCAUUUUGUUGUACAUGGCAAAAUUUUGAUGCAGGAGAUCUGGCGGUCGGGGACAAAUUGGGACGAACCUAUAGCAGAACAUCUACGAGAACUAUGGAUUAAGUGGAUUGCACUUUACGAAAGCAUCAAUGAAGUAGCAAUUCCUCGCUGCUUCUUCGGAGACCUUCAGCCGCAACACGUAGAUGAAAUUGAAAUUCACGUGUUCACGGACGCAAGUAUAGCGGCGUGCGCAUGCGUAGCCUAUUUGAGAAUGGCGCACAACGGAGGUAGCUGGUGUUCAAUGAUAGCUGCAAAAACCAAAGUAGCGCCCCUUCGGACACUUUCAGUCCCUCGGCUGGAGCUCCAAGCUGCCAUGAUGGGAGCGCGUCUGCUGCAAAACAUCUGUACGGCUCUCACUCUCAAUAUUCGGAGGCGAUUCUUGUGGACUGAUUCAUCUACAGUUUUGGCGUGGAUUCGGUCGGACGGUAGGCGAUAUCACCAGUUUGUCUCUUUCCGUGUUGGCGAAAUUCUUUCGCUCACUAGCGUUGAUGAAUGGAAUUAUGUUCCGUCGAAAAUGAACGUUGCUGAUGACGCCACUAAGUGGAACGCUGGCCCAUCCUUCGAUCCUGAUAGCCGAUGGUUUAAGGGUCCAUAUUUCCUGCGAGAGCCGAAGGAGCGGUGGCCGAGGGAACCAGCAAAAGAGGUAUCCGGAACCGAGGCAGCGAGCGAAGAGGUACAUAUUGUAGCUGUCCACCAAAAGAUCGAGGAGUUAUUUGAAGUUGGACGUUUUUCGAGCUGGAAUCGUCUAAUCCGGACGAUGGCACAGGUGUACCGGGCAGUAAAGGUAUGGAAGCGCUUUCUGGGUCGAGAAAAGUGUAGCUCCCUACUAGAUCGAGAUGACUUCGUGAAAGCAGAAGAAGCAAUCUGGCGGCAAGCACAGGCUAGCGCAUACCCUGAGGAGAUUCGAGAGUUGAAGAAUGGAUGCAGAGUUCAAAAACGAAGUCCGUUGCAUACAUUGUCCCCUGUUCUUGAUGAGCAUGGUGUUAUAAGGAUGGAUAGUCGGAUCAGCAGUGCUCCACAUGUUCCGUAUGCUACUAGAUACCCUGUAUUACUUCCAAGAGAGCAUCGCAUAACUUAUCUUCUUGUGCACGAAUUCCAUAAACGAUUUCUCCACGCGAACGGCGAAACAGUCUGUAAUGAACUACGACAGCAGUUUUAUGUACCGAAGCUUCGGGUACUCGUACGGAAAGUGAGCCGAGAGUGUCAGCACUGUAAAAUACAAAGGGCUAGACCAGUACCACCACUGAUGGCUCCGUUGCCAAAAGUACGUCUAACGCCCUUCAUUCGACCCUUCACAUUCGUGGGCGUCGAUUAUAUGGGACCGUUCCUGGUCAAGAUUGGGCGCAGUAGCGUUAAACGGUGGAUUUGUCUCUUCACCUGUUUAACAAUUCGCGCAAUUCAUCUGGAGCUGGUACAUAGCCUUUCAACAGCCUCAUGUAUAAUGGCUUUCCGGAGAUUCGUGGCUAGAAGGGGUGCACCAUCGGAGGUCUUCUCGGACAAUGGCACCAACUUUGUGGGUGCUAAUCGGCAGUUAGCGGAGGAAAAGAGGAAGCUCGAUAAGAUAAACGAGGGUUGUGCAUCCACGUUCACCAAUGCGCAAACUCAAUGGCAUUUCAACGUUCCAGUUGCUCCCCACAUGGGAGGUCCAUGGGAACGCAUGGUACGAUCCGUCAAAGUGGCGAUGCGAGCUAUAUCGGAUAAUCCUCGGCAUCCCAGCGACGAAGUGAUAGAAACUAUUAUGUUAGAGGCUGAAGCGAUUGUAAAUUCUCGUCCACUAACCUACGUACCACUUGAAGACGUACACCAAGACGCACUUACACCAAAUCAUUUUUUGAUGUACGGAUCGACUGGCAUUAAGCAACCUACAACGAAGCCUGAUUGUGAUGGAAACGUACUCCGGGACAGUUAUAAAUUGACACAACGUAUCGUGGACGGUUUCUGGAGCAGAUGGACGCGGGAGUAUCUUCCGAUGUUGACUAGACGAACAAAAUGGUUUGAACCAACAAAACCCUUGGAACCUGGAGACUUGGUAGUAGUUGUUGACGAGAAUUCGAGGAACAGCUGGGAAAGAGGCCGAAUUUUGGAGACGUAUCCAGACAAAUCAGGACAAGUGCGGCGAGCAAAAAUACAAACAUCUAGAGGAGUCUUCAGCAGACCUGCUGUGAAGCUGGCAGUUCUCGACGUUGCCGUUCAGGAUAAGAACCUGGAAGAUGUCCCUAGGGAAUCGGAAGUAGUUCACGGGGCGGGGAAUGUUGGCGGUACCCCUCGUUGCGGCACGCAGAGAGUGAAGCAACUUACCGUUCCCUCGGACGAGUCGGUGUAAAGAUGCGGGUUGACAGAAUUCGUAUGUCACUGUCAGAAUUCGUUUAUCAGAACCUGUAUCAUGAAUCAGCAAUAAUAUUGAACUAUAUCCACGAGUGAGUUGUUGCAAUAGUUGGUUUUUCGAAAGUUUAAAUAUUGGAUUCCUAAGUAGCUCAUUAGUAGUCGUGCGUGAAUUAAAGCUGAAUUUAGGGUACGUUUUGCCUGAAAUGAAAACAUUAUACUCACCUUAACCUUGAAUCAUAUGAACACCUGUAGAUUUCCCGUUAAUUGAUGAUCGUCGAUAAGAUUGUCCUUCGCGGUAGAUUGUCCGCAGUUAGCAGUAAAACACUGAAAUUGUAAGAAGCCCCUCAUACUUACCCAAAGACAUUAUUAAUGAUUGACUUAAUAAAUUACAGCCUUGUAGCUGCUUAAUAGCAACUCACAAGACGGUGUUUUUUUUC